Molecule: messenger RNA, 776 nt
Organism: Trachemys scripta elegans
Lineage: Eukaryota; Metazoa; Chordata; Testudines; Emydidae
Product: maestro heat-like repeat family member 5
Exons: 4
Coding region: 1-579 (192 amino acids)
Cellular component (GO): cytoplasm
Source: RefSeq, a predicted model, not a curated record
AUGCUGUCAGAGCAGGUGAAACUGAAGGAGAACCUAGACAAAGAGGAACUUGAUCUUAUAGGUGAAAAGUCAGAAAUUUGUUACUGGACUCUCCAGUGUCUUGGGGAUAACAUCAUUUUUGGCAAGAUGAGGCCAAAUAUUUAUCUCUCACGGCAAAGACCUAGCAGAGAUGUGCUGGAAGCUAUCUGUGACUAUCUCCAAGGCCACCAUCAGAUAUCCCCAAAACACAGACUCUGGAUCUAUCAAGUGCUACAGACAGUGAUCAUCUCUUCCAGCCACAUCGACCAUAGCCUGGCCAACAAGUUCCUUAGCCUGGCUUCUGAAGAUAUGACAAAGAGCACAGAAGUGAAGUACCUAUUCCAGAAUGGAGCCAGUCAUAUGCUGGUGUCACUCUGGAAGCACCAUUCAGCAGAUGUGAUGGCUAAAGUGCUGGAGGGAUUCCAGGAAGUGGCUUUUCCUCAUUGCAGUGUCCUCUAUGUGAUGGGGAGGCUUGCUUAUGAUGCUACUGUGUUCAUAUUGUGCUUGAUUUCUGAUCUGGAGUCACUUAGGUUCUCUAUGUCCCAGUGUCCAUAUGGGUAGCAUUGAUACUGAAGAAAUUCUGAACUCCAUUUUGUAGUCUUAACCUCCAUUUUGUGUCUUUGGCUUCCCUCUGGAGUAAGCAGAAGUCAUUUCACCACAGAAAGUUGCAGGUUACUUACCAUUGGACAUUGUAAGUCAAAUAACCAGAACUCAGCAUAAAAUGAGGUAUGGCCAUGAAGUAGGCCUAGAUCUGGAGC